Molecule: messenger RNA, 1211 nt
Organism: Oppia nitens
Lineage: Eukaryota; Metazoa; Arthropoda; Arachnida; Sarcoptiformes; Oppiidae
Gene: Mvd
Product: diphosphomevalonate decarboxylase-like
Exons: 3
Coding region: 6-1184 (392 amino acids)
Biological process (GO): isopentenyl diphosphate biosynthetic process, mevalonate pathway; isoprenoid biosynthetic process
Cellular component (GO): cytosol
Molecular function (GO): diphosphomevalonate decarboxylase activity; ATP binding
Source: RefSeq, a predicted model, not a curated record
UUACAAUGAAAUCAAUUACCGUAAGAGCGCCGGUAAAUAUUGCGGUUAUUAAAUAUUGGGGCAAACGGGAUGAGGAUAUUAUAAUACCAUUGAACGACUCAAUUAGCGGUACCCUAUCUAUAGAUGAUAUGUGUGCCAAAACAUCGGUGGCCACAUCGGCCGAAUUUACCGAAGAUCAAAUGUGGUUGAAUGGCCAGAAAGUGGACAUUGCGGCCAACAAACGGCUGGUCAAUUGUCUUAAUCAGAUCCGCAAAAUAUCGACCGUCGACUGGAUUGGCCAACGAUUGCACAUUUGUUCGGUAAACAAUUUUCCGACGGCUGCCGGACUGGCCUCGUCGGCUGCCGGCUACGCUUGCCUUAUGUAUGCGUUGGCCAAACUCUACGGUAUUGAUUCGGCGGAACGCAUAUCAACGUUGGCCCGAAUCGGUUCGGGCAGUGCUUGUCGAUCGGUUUACGGCGGUUUUGUCCAGUGGAUUGCUGGCCACGAUAACGAAACAUCAGUGGCCCGACAGAUUGUCGACGAAAACUAUUGGCCCGAAAUGCGUGUACUGGUAUUGGUUGUUAGGGAUACGCAAAAAGAUACGAGCAGUACGUCGGGUAUGCAACUGACUGUCCAGACCAGUCGGCUAAUGCAACAACGUUUGAAGGAAAUGCCCGAUAAAAUCCAGGCCAUGACCCGUGCUAUCAAAGAUCGCGACUUUCAUCGGUUCGCCGAAAUAGCGAUACGCGAAAGUAAUCAAAUGCACGCCACUUGUGAGGACACAUAUCCGCCGCUGCAGUACAUGAACGAUACGUCGCGUGCGAUCCGACGUUUUUGUCACAAAUUUAACGACUAUUAUGGCCAGAAUCGACUCGGCUAUACCUACGAUGCCGGACCCAAUGCCUGUCUCUAUCUAUUGGCUCCGGAUGUUCCCAAUGUUAUACAAUUGUUACGCAAAUGGCAACCGGAUCUCAUUGUCAAAGGCCAGCCAAUUGAUGGCCAAACUAGUGCUGCUGCUGCUGCUGAUCAUCAGUUAGACGACGAUCUGAGCCGACACUUUGACAAAAUGCCGGCCGAUAUUGUUAAUGGUUCGCUACGCUAUGUUAUCAGUACACGUAUCGGUUCCGGUCCUCAAGUAUUAACCGAUGAUGACCAGUCAUUGUUGGACAUGUCGACGGGUUUACCGAAACAACAAAACCAAUAGUGUUGUUGUUGUUGUAUUGCCUAACAA